AUGUCCAACACAGCCGCAUCCGUCGUUAGUGUUGGAGCAAACCAUGUAUUCUCAUCAGGCCGGAGCUCGUCGAGGACCUUUCAAGACGGAUACUUCGAUUAUAACUUGUUGAAAUUCUUGGGCCUCGCCACAUAUUCUGGCGCGGAGAUCGGCGAGUGCUUCGAGACCGCGAGUCGAAUCGUUGAUGGCGACCCAGAGAGCUGGGUAGAGGCAUGGCUCUCUACUGCAAAGCGUGUCGAAGGGUAUGCGGACGAGGCGUUUGCCGGAGGUCACAAGGUCAGCGCGAAAGAGGCAUGGCUUCGAGCCACGACGUAUUACCAGGCUGCUUUCUUCUUUGUCCAGUAUAAAGAUCCUCGGAAGAAGCAGAUAUACGAGAAGCACACCAGCUGCUUCCAAAAGGCUGGCAAACUGUUCGAGCCGACGCUGCAGGUACUCUCCAUCCCGUACGAGGGCAAGUCUCUCUUCGGAUACUUCCUACGAGUGGAUGAUAAGCCGCGGCCGACUGUGCUGAUACAAAUGGGAGCCGAUGGCAGUUCAGAGCAGAUAUACUUCUCUGGCGGUGGAGCGGCUGCUCUUCGUCGUGGUUACAAUGCUUUGAUCUUCGAAGGCCCGGGUCAGACUGGCACGUUCAUGCGAGACCCCUCCCUGACCUAUCGCUUCGACUGGGAAGUUCCACUCAAGGCGGUCGUGGAUUAUGCUUUGACCCUGCCACAAGUCGACCCAGAUCGUCUCGCAUUGAUCGCAUAUAGCUUGGGAGGAUUCCUUGGACCUCGCGCUGUUGCAUUUGAGAAACGCAUUUCUGCGUGCAUUGUAAGCGGCCUGGUGCCCUCACCUUCUCAUCUGGCCGGAAAUCGCAUCGAGCGGAUAAAGGAAGCCGAUGGAAAGUACGACCACUCCCAGAAUUACCUCCUGUAUGAGCACAUGGCUAAGUAUGGCCUGAACAACGGAAUCGAGGACAUUGACGAGUUCGCCAAGUACUGGUCUUCUUACGAGCUGUAUGGCUUGGAGGACAAGAUCACUUGCCCGCUUCUCGUUCUGCAGGCUGCAGCGGAAGGAGAACAGAACGUCGCGCUGGCGAAGGAGUUCUUUGACAAGUUGCCGAAUCCCAAGAACAAGUUUCGAUUGACGGUGGAGGAUGAGGGCGCGGAGAUGCACUGUCAGAAAGGGAAUGCGAUGCUUCUGCAUGCAAUUGAGUUCGACUGGUUGGACGAUGUUCUUGCUUGA
Molecule: messenger RNA, 1224 nt
Organism: Zasmidium cellare ATCC 36951
Lineage: Eukaryota; Fungi; Ascomycota; Dothideomycetes; Mycosphaerellales; Mycosphaerellaceae
Exons: 1
Coding region: 1-1224 (407 amino acids)
Source: RefSeq, a predicted model, not a curated record